AUGUCUAGUGCCGUAGCGACUGGCUCAUUAGCCGAACAUCGCGCACAGGCUAGCCUUGAUGUGCUUCCUGCCGAGCUACAGAACACCAUCAUGGAGGAAAAGUUUGCGCAGAUCAAGCAACAGCGUCAGGACGCACGUACCGUACUGCACGAAGCCAAGCAGCGUACACGCAACCAACAGACCGACCAGCAGAUCCUGCUGCUCAUGCAAGCCGACGAACGACUCGCCGCGCUCCUCUCGCAAGCUGCCGAUUCUAUGCGUGCGCUCUUGCCUCCCGUUGCUCAUACAGAUCCUAGCGUGACCACACCUGCUUCGCCCGCCGCCGACAGCACGCCAGCUCACGGUGCCAAGGCGUUCGAGGACAAGGCACAACAGUGGUUCUCGAUCCUCAACGAAGUACAGUACUCGCUCCGCAGCGUUGUGCGAUACCUGCGCCAAGCGCAGUUGUCGCCAAUCACCCCUCCCGUCGGCCCCGACGCGCGUUUAUCUGGUAGGGCAGGUUCAGCCGGCCGUGGACACAAUCUCUCGCUGCUCGAAGCGUUUACUGACAUCGCCGGUCUUCCAGGUGGCACCACUUUCAAGCUUCAACCUCUGCAUACCACCACUCCAUCAGCCCCAUCUGCAUCCUCGUCGCUCUCAACUAUUUUGCCAGAGUCCAACUUGAGCUUGCAGGCACUGCGCGAAAGGCAAAGCAACUGGAAAACCCUCUCGGGCUCCUUGCACCAGAUUCAUCAGUCCAUGAUCGACAGCACCGCUGACGGCAGCUUCAAAACAUCCCCCGAGCUGAGCUUGCUCGAAAACAUCAAGAACGGUUGCAGCUGCGACCGAAUCCUCAUUGAUGCGCUUGUCAAUACCAACAACGUGGCCUGA
Messenger RNA from Mycosarcoma maydis (corn smut), 870 nucleotides. RefSeq lists its product as uncharacterized. Gene Ontology annotation, cellular component: mediator complex. Gene Ontology annotation, molecular function: transcription coregulator activity. The transcript has a single exon. NCBI's taxonomy places the organism in Eukaryota, Fungi, Basidiomycota, Ustilaginomycetes, Ustilaginales. Gene Ontology annotation, biological process: regulation of transcription by RNA polymerase II. The record is from RefSeq and is a predicted model, not a curated record. The coding region runs from base 1 to 870 and encodes 289 amino acids.